Molecule: messenger RNA, 2292 nt
Organism: Entamoeba dispar SAW760
Lineage: Eukaryota; Evosea; Mastigamoebida; Endamoebidae
Product: actin, putative
Exons: 1
Coding region: 1-2292 (763 amino acids)
Biological process (GO): regulation of DNA-templated transcription; protein transport
Cellular component (GO): Ino80 complex; cytoplasm
Molecular function (GO): protein binding
Source: RefSeq, a predicted model, not a curated record
AUGAACUUCUUUAAAAAACAGUUUAAUGGUAAUGAAUUUAUGAUUAGGUGUCAAUGUGCUCUCCGAAGAAUUAGUGCACAACAAAAGAAAUACCAGACCCACUCUAAAACCUUUAAAAAACAAAUAAUAGAAUUACUCCAAAACAAUGAACGAGAUAAAGCCUUUGAUAAGUGUACAUUAUUAGUUCAAGAAGACUACAAAAAUGAAGCACUAACGGAGUUAAUUGAUACCAUUGAUGAAUUAAUGAAAAACUCAGAAAUUAUUGGUACACAAAGGAUAUGUCCUUUAGAAUUAAAAUCAGCGUGUGGUGCUAUUUUAUAUGCUUCUCCAUAUUUUCCAGAUCAUACUGAAAUGAUGGAAAUGAGAAAUAUGUUAAUUGAUAAGUUUGGUAAGACAUUCCCAGAAGAAUGUGUUAACAGUAAAGUGAUUAGUCCAAAAUUACUAUCAAGACUUUCUUCUAAACCCGUUGAUUCUGAUGUUGUUAAUUAUUAUCUUGAUAAUAUUGCUAAAGAAAAUAAUCUCGCAACAGAAGAAAGUAAACUUCCAGAAGAAAAUCCUAAUGAAAUGUUACCUGCUGAUGCAAGUAAAUGUGAGUUAUCAAGGCUACUAGAUGGAAAACAAAAUAAUAAAUAUACUUUUGGUGUAUUAACUAAGAAUAUUAUUGGUAAAAUAAAAAAAGGUGGUGAUAAAGUUGAAGCAUAUAUUUCUGGUCCAAAUAAUACUAAAAUUAUUGGAGAAGUAACUGACCUUCAUGAUGGUACUUAUGAUAUUGUAUUUACACCACCAUAUGCUGGUAAUUAUCUUAUUGCUGUUUAUGUAAAUGAUAAACAAGUUGAACAAAUAGGGAAAUUACAUAUCUUAGAAGCUAGUUCAUUAGACUUAAACAAAUGCAUAAUUGAAGGUAAUGGAAUUAAAGGAGGUUAUGUAAAUGAGAAACAAAGUUUCACAAUUUUUGCUAAGGAUUCAUAUGGUCAAACAAUUAAUCAUGGAGGAGAACCUUUUGCAGCUUACAUUGCUGGUCCAAAUGAUGUUAAAAUCAUUGGGGACAUUACUGAUCUAGGAAAUGGACAGUAUGAUGUAAGUUAUGUUCCUCCUAUUAAAGGUAAUUAUGCUAUUGCAGUUUAUCAUAAUACCACUUUAGUUCAAUCUGUAUUUAAUUUUAGUAUUCAAGAAAGAAACGUUCAACAACAAUUUCCAACAGUUCAACAAUAUAUUCAACCACAAAUAAAAAAUUCAUUUAUUCCAGUUCAAGGAAAACCAGGGGAACAUUUUAUUAUAGAUAUUGGAAGUUGUUCCAUUAAAUCUGGAUUUGAAAGUGUUGGAAAUCCAUCAAUAUUAACACCAACUGUUGUUGGAAAAAAUUUACAUCAAACAAGUGGAUUUGUUGAACAAGAUUUAUAUGUUGGAGAUGAAGCCAUUGACAAAAGAGGUAUAUUAUCAUUAGAAUAUCCAAUGCAAAAAGAACCUAUUGAUUAUAAUAGUUUACGAUCAAUUAUGAAACACUCAGUGGAAGUUGCACAAGGGCAUCCUACUGUUGUUGUAACAAAUGGGUUAACUCCAUUACAAAUGAAGAUAAAUAUCUCUGAAAUGUUAUUUAAUGAAGGAAUUCAAUCAAUAAGAUUUGUUGAUGAAGCACAGGCCAUUUCUAGAUUAUAUAAUAAACAAAGUUGUAUUAUUGUAAAUAUUGGAGGAAUGAUGUCAUGGGUAAUUCCAGUAAUUAAUGGAAUUGUUUAUAAGGACAUUUCACAAAAAUUACCAAUUGCAGGAGUUAAAUGUACUGAAACAUUAAUGACUUUACUUUCUAAAGAAGGCAUUAUUCUUGGAAGUACUUCUAGUGAAAAAGAAAUAGCAAGACAAAUUAAAGAAGCUAUUGGAUAUAUUCAAGUUGAUCCUAAUUCUUCAAUACCAUCUGUCAAUUAUUCUCUUCCAGAUGGAACUUCAUUAACAAUUGGAAACUCAAGAGUUCAAUGCUUUGAACCAAUGUUUAAUCCACAACUAUGUGCUAUGAAUUGUAAUGGAAUAAGUCAGAUGAUCGCAACUGUGUUAAGAAGUAUAAACGGAUGUACUAAUGAAAUUAUAUUCGUUGGAGGAGGAAGUUUAAUAAAAGGAUUAAAAGAACGUAUUGAAACUGAUAUCCAACAACUCUUAAAUUUCAAAAUAAAUGUAAUUGCUGAAGAUAAUAGAAAAUUUGCUUCUUGGCUUGGGGCAAAUCUUCUUGACAAAGAAAAUAUUGGAAAAGUAAUAACUCUAGAUACAUGGAAACAAGAAGGAGCCUUAUGUCUAGAUGACUAA